Durotheca rogersii is the source of this 2756-nucleotide messenger RNA. RefSeq lists its product as uncharacterized. Gene Ontology annotation, biological process: carbohydrate metabolic process; DNA-templated transcription; regulation of DNA-templated transcription. Gene Ontology annotation, cellular component: nucleus. The transcript is spliced from 2 exons. The coding region runs from base 151 to 2535 and encodes 794 amino acids. Lineage: Eukaryota; Fungi; Ascomycota; Sordariomycetes; Xylariales; Xylariaceae. The record is from RefSeq and is a predicted model, not a curated record. Gene Ontology annotation, molecular function: DNA binding; hydrolase activity, hydrolyzing O-glycosyl compounds; zinc ion binding.
CACGAUCGGCAAUAACGCAAUACCGCCAUUUCUUGCAGCGAGGCCCUCUGUGAAGACACUGCCCUUCGUCCGCGCUCCGCAUUCUGGCCCCUCCCUGCGCUCGUGCCGCGUCCCCGACACCGCUCAUGUCCGGCUUCAGGAUCGCGGAGAAUGGAUAUGGAAGACAUGAGCGUCCAGAUGGUUGCCGCCGACACAGCAGCUGAGGCCGCAGCGGACGUCGCUGCCGCCGACCCCUCCAACCGACAUCCCAAGAAGUCCAGCCAGACCUGCAUUCCCUGUCGCGUCCGCAAGGUGCGCUGCGACGGCCGCCGCGACGUCUGCCAGAAUUGCGAGCGCCUGGGCUUCACCUGCUCCUUUCAGGAUGGCGCGUCGCCGAACCAGGAUCCCGACACUCUCGCCGCUUUCGCCCUCCCUCGACGGCGCGUCCGCUUGGCCUGCGCCAACUGCCAUUCCAGAAAGGCCCGGUGCAGCGGCGAGACCCCCAAGUGUGCGCGAUGCCAAGCCCAGGGCAUCGAGUGCGUCUACAAGCCGACCAAGCGGUCGGGCGGCGCCGGUGCCGCUCCCCAGUCCGCCCAGCCGGGCACCACCGACUCCGAGCUCGAGUCCGUAUCGUCUGAGCCGCCGGAGAAGAGGAUCAUGACCAGCAAGGACAACCAGCGCUCGCAUCGCGGCUCCCAGGAUGGCCCGGACCAGCACCACCAUUUCGAAUCCAACGGCGCGCUGGCGGGUGCGACGCCGAAUCGGGAACCGUAUGCGCUCGACGAGGGGGUUUCGUCUAGACUACCAGUGAAAACUAAUACUCCUCUCAGGUUCACCUUUCCCGACGAGGCCCUAACCCAGCGGACCUUCGGCAAUUUCUUCCGCCAGAUCCAUCACGUGCCAAUCUUUUCGUUCCUGCAUCGCGCCUCACUCAUGCAGCGCUACCACGCUGGUAUGAUGGAUAAGGCGCUGCUUCUCGCCCUGGUGGGAAUUACCUCGCUGCUCAUGGACCUGGGCCCUGGCACGCGCGAAUACGGCGCCAGAUGCGUCGACGAAUGCCAGGCCAUGGUACUUCGGGACCUCGAAAACCCGUCGACGAUCAAGAUACAGGCCCUCGUUUUGGUCAUGAAGCACAGGAUGCUGUCGAAGAAGUUCACCACCGCUUUCAUGCUCGCGGCAACGGCAACGCGCUUCGCCUACGCCCUGCGGCUGAAUUACGAGAACCCGAACCUUUGCUUCCUCGCUAGGGAGUCCCGGAGGCGGUUGAUGUGGGCGCUUAUUACCAUCGACUCCGGCAUCAACGGCGGCUGCCCGGAUUUUACCUUGAUGCCGUCGGAAUCGAUGCAUAUCCAGCUGCCUUGCACCGAGCGUAAUUUCGAGUUCGAUCUGCCGCAAGUCACCGAAUACCUCCGACCCGUCCCGACGCGCCCUUUUGCCGAUGACAUCGGCUCACUAGCGCUUCACGUGCGGCUCUUGUGGAUGAGAAGCCGAGUGCUGUACUGCACCAAGAACGUGCUAGGCAUGCCCGAAGCCGAGCUCACCCAACUCCCAGAGCUCGUCAAGGUGCUGUCCGACGAGCUGUCCGGCUUCAACGAUCACUUGCCUUCCUCGUUCAAGUUCUCCGAGAGCAAUCUACAGCUGCGCGCUUACUCACCGCGGCUAUGCGUUUAUAUCAUGAUACACGUGUGGUGGCGGCAAUGCCACUGCGAUCUCUACCGGAUAUUUCUCCCCGGCUUCAAAGAGGCCCUGCCCCAGUCGGGCCUAAAUCGAUUAGACCCUCAGUUCGCGGCGUACUGCGCUCGCCAAUGCUACGAACAUGCCUUGGCCAUGGCGGAUAUUUUCAAACUCAUCUUAUCCCUCGACGGCGGCCUGCCCGUCACCGACCUCGAUCUGCCAGCCUGCGCGUAUCAAUGCGCACGAAUUAUUUUCUUCGUCUACCAGACGAAUAAUGGCGAGAUUGGGAUAACGUCGAGCGAGCUGCAGGAUCUGACAACGAGGUGCCUGACGAUCGUGAAGUCGAUGGAUCACGUUCCAGCCGGCGCCGCCAUUGUUGCCGAUCUCGAGAAGCUGAUCGCUCGCUGCCUCUCCACGCCUACGAGCGUCACCCCGGGCAGCCAGGAGGCCCCCGGCCCUGCCGAACACAGUAUUGCGCCUCAGCAUGUCAUACCAAAUCACAAUACACUUCCACGGCAUAUGCAGGUUAUCGAUGAAGGUGGCUUCGGUACCAUGCCUAUCUUGUCUCCCACACAUCUCACCUCGCCGCAGCCGCAGGGAAGCUCGAUGUCCACGUCAAUCGCGCAUCCCGUCGGCCGUCAGCCGCCACAGCAUGCCCAGGGGUCUCCCCUACAGACGGCGCCAAUCGGCGAUUUCAACAUGGCGAAGCAGAAUCUACCCCCUGUGCUGCCGCCCGACGGAGUCGAUAAUAACAAUGCCUUCGAAGGGGCCAUGGACGGCUUCGACUUCAACUUUGAAUCAUUCGGGAACAGCGGGCUGGAAUCGGGGUCCUGGCUCUCGAAUGACUGGCUGAACACCGAAUAUUCCCAGGCGACCGUCUGACAAACCUCACGUUUGCGACAAGUGAUAUGUUGCUGUUAUAUCCGCGACGCUCUAGGGGAUUCAGUGGCGCUCAUGCGUGAUGACACUUGCAGGCCGCCCCUUUCAGUAUCCUCCCAUAUUAGCCAGGAGGGAUGAUCCGAAAGGGUCGGCGAGACGCAGGCAAUCAUAGUCGACGCCCCCUCGCCCCCUCCCCCUGUUCCCCUUCUGGUGAGCGGCACUGC